AUGGCGAUGCUGCCGCUGCCGCUGCCGCCCGGGCUGCGCCGCCGCCUGCAGGAGGGGCCGGGGCCGCCCCCGCCGCCCGCCCCGCCGCCACCCCCGCCCCCGCCGCCCGCCCCGCCCUUCGCAUUCACCCCCCGCCGCCUCCGCCUCGGCCUGCACCACCCGCUCCUGGAGGAUGGGGACGUGCACAGACACCUCUACCUGCAGGGUGUCCUCACCAGCCUGGCCGAGGUGGCGGAGAGACCCAAGGUGUCUGAAUUCAGUUGCCACAUCUCAGGGUGCUGCCAGGUCUUUGACACACUGGAGGGCUACGAGCACCACUACAACACGCUGCACAGGAAUGUCUGCUCCUUCUGCAAGCGCUCCUUUCCCUCGGCACAUCUCCUGGAUGUUCACAUCUUGGAGUGGCAUGACUCUCUCUUCCAGAUCAUGGCCGAGAAGCAGAACAUGUACAAGUGUUUGGUAGAAGGCUGUGUGGAGAAAUUCAAGAGCAGCAAGGACAGAAAGGAUCACUUGGUCACUGCUCACCUCUAUCCUGCUGACUUUCGGUUCGAUAGGCCGAGGAAAGUGAAAAGCGGCCCGUGUCAUGUGAGCUCUCCUGCAAAGGAUGGUGCCAGCGUGCCGAUGGACGUGAGUGUGGAGAUGUCGGAGCCAUUCCAAGUGGACCCCAUGGAAACAGGGCCCAGUGAGAACGUGGAGAUCCCUCACCCUCCAGCCAGCCCUGACCCCGCCACGCCAGAGAAACGGUUCUAUAAAUCCAGGAUCCCGUCCACAAUCUGCUUUGGACAAGGUGCCGCGCGAGGAUUCAAGGGACCAAGGAAGAAAGUCUGAAGGUCAGCGCACCGGAUUUGUGCACGAUGCGAAGGUGCCGGCCUCUGCCGCCCGCACUCGUUAGCGAUGGAUUUUUGCAGUUGCGUGCGAGGGUCCCACUCUGCAUGGGGAAGGCAAAGGGGCGAAAAUGGGGUAUUUGCAGCAGCGGUUUGAGAUGUGUCAGUACUUUGGGAGUGUGGAGAGUUUUUGGGCCGUAUGCUGUGAACAAGCCAGGGCUUGGGGUGACUGAGGUGCACUAGGACCGCACGGAAGUAAACAGAAGCUGGUCUGCCCUCGACCCAGGCUGCAGGAGGGGCACUGCCAUCCGCGCUGCCCGUGAAAAGCAUGUGGACAGUGCCCUGCAGUUAAUCACCAUCGUGGUGGGGGGAAGAGUGACUGCAAGUGUAACCAGUCGUAGCCUGUGCUUGCCGCAUGGCCUUUCGGUAUAGAGUAUAUAAGGCUUGGAAAAACGUGGUCUGGCGGACAUUGAUAUGCAGCGUUGUUAAGAGUUCAUUAAAGGGUAUUGAUGUUAAA
This is a messenger RNA of Columba livia (rock pigeon), 1341 nucleotides long. RefSeq names its product zinc finger protein 511 (gene ZNF511). Bases 1 to 828 code for a protein of 275 amino acids. The record is from RefSeq and is a predicted model, not a curated record. NCBI's taxonomy places the organism in Eukaryota, Metazoa, Chordata, Aves, Columbiformes, Columbidae. The transcript has 6 exons.